ACCGAUUUCAUCAGAGGAUUGCCAGAUUCUCGCUUGCGGAAAAAGAUCCGCAAGAAAUACAACCCUAUAGAACAUACCCUGAUGGAGCUCAUUCCGUACGCUAUUAAGUACGGGAAAGAAAAUGACGAUGUGGGCCUGGACUCAGAAUCCGAUGAAGAUGAUCCUUCGAGUGUUCGACGCCAUAGCUACUCCGCUACGGCACGGAUGUUCGAGGAUCGCUUCAGGUUAGGGCCGGCGAAAAAAGGCUCGGAUCGGCAAAUUUCUUCCGCCGCUUCGACCUCCCGUCGCUCUAAUCAAGCUCAAGGAGGCCGGGACGAGGAAGAAAUAUCCAUGAAAGAAGUCGCGGCCCAACUAGUUACGGUAGUGGCCCCGUUGACAGAGUUCGUUCAAGGAUUGCAGUGGCAACGUAUAGCCGCUGCACAACGGCAGCAAGCGGCUAUGGCCGCUGGGUCCCCUGUGAUAAGACCAGCCGUGGCCGGAGCUGACCCGCCCCUACGCUGUUAUGACUGUAAUCAGCCCAGCCACCUUGCGAAGGACUGUCCGAAGCCCAGACCCGCGGUCGGACCUUCCCGAAUCCCGUUAGCCGCUCGUGCUGCUGCAGGAGAAGGGAGGGUAGCUACGGUAACGGACACUGCAACGACGGAAAUGGUAACCCCUGCGGCCCCCGAGAUAGGACCCGAUGAGUAUAUGGCGGCGGCGAUGUUCAAACCCGGGACCAUUGGAGUGAUACGUAAUCGCGAGCGAGGAAGAAGAUAUCCAGCCACGAUUGCGGACGCAAUCGCCCCGCGGAGGACGUACAACGCGGUCGUUGUCCCGGAUUACAUUGCGCAACACGAGGAGAGGGUGGUGGAUUUCCGCGACGAGAAGCCAUUGCGACCUCCCUCGUCGUAUCCAAGACCCGCGCCGCCUAAGGCCCCCUGGAAGACACUGAAGAGGAAGCGACGCCACCCGUCGCCAGAAGCACAAGGCAGUCGAAUCGAUGGCGGCGAAGAAGUGGUUCAGCGCGUGCACGCGCGAAGUCCCGAUCCAGAGCCUGCACGGGCGGCGACGCUGGUGGAAGAGCCUGUCGUGCCAUCGCCGCCUAUCCCGCGCCUGCCUGACCUCAAUCUCGAUGGAGCCGGGCCAUCAGCAGCAGCAGCAGCAGGAGGAAGUCGAGUGGGAUUACCGCAUCCCGCAUCCAGACCCCCGUCCUCGCGAGACCUUUCCGCUUCCGCCAGCCACCCCGGAGUACUCCGAUCAUUGUUAUUAGCAGUUCCCUCGAGCCAGACGGUCCACCCGACGAAGUUGGACUUCAGGGUGGAACCCACCACCAUCAGACUUAAGGCCAUCACGGGGGUGCCACGUCCUAAUCCGGUGUGGGAGCCAUAUCUAACAUCCCCUUUUCAAGGGUGUAUCGCGGCGCGGAUGAUUGGGACCCUCAUCUACGAGACCGGGCAGCGUCCCAAUGCGAUGUAUCACUUUCUCAUCUUCACGGCGCUGAAGCGGGAGCGACGGCCCUACACCGAGACUCAUCUGGUCAUGACAGGUCCCGGACCUCGAUCGGUGCGCAAGCGGGUGAUGCGAGCGGUGGCGGAUCUAGCGCCACGUGUCCUGUCCCAUGUGCCGGGGGCCUUCCUCUAUCCUUUGUUCGUCCAGCACCACUUCCAUGAAGUGGAUGCGCCGACGACUCCCCCGGCGAUGGCCGCCUUUCUUCCGCCCAUCCCACCCCCUCUUAACCCCGAUAUCGAUCACUUCGUCUGAUCAUCCUCGUCUCCAGCUCUCCUCUUUUCCCCCUUCUCCUCCUUCUCUUCCUCUCUUUCGUCUUCUACUCUGAGGGGGGGAGAGUUCACGCGUCAGAAUCGUGCUAUGUUUAAAAAAAAAAAAAAAAAAGUGUCAGUUACUUACCGAUCGGGCCAGCUGACAAUGAAGAGGCCGCCCGAUC
Messenger RNA from Chara braunii, 1921 nucleotides. Lineage: Eukaryota; Viridiplantae; Streptophyta; Charophyceae; Charales; Characeae. The record is from the annotation of a GenBank genome assembly.